Prunus armeniaca (apricot) is the source of this 1221-nucleotide messenger RNA. Lineage: Eukaryota; Viridiplantae; Streptophyta; Magnoliopsida; Rosales; Rosaceae. The record is from the annotation of a GenBank genome assembly.
AUGAGUAACUUCGGGUCUUCCAAAGCUAUGUCUUCAUCAUUUCCAAAUCUCUCUACCCCUCUUGAUGAUAAGCAUUCCAGAUUGCCAGAUUCUUUUCAGGUGUCAUCACAAAGGGAGAAGACUAGAUAUUCUAAGUUACCACAGGCUUCUUCCCCUGGGCACUUAUUUUCAUCAUCUUCCAGGCCCAAUGAUGUUCAUUUUUCCUCAGUUUCCCCUUGUGAAAGGCGUUCCCAAAAUUCUCCAUUCAUUUUUAAAUUACCAGUUGAUGAAAAAUCAUUGUCACUGACCCAUUCUUCCCAUUCAGAAGUACAACCUACAGCAUUGAUUAAUUACUCUGAAGAAAAUAAAGAUAUUUCCUGGUACCCAGAUUCACUUCAGGAAUUUCUUCAUUUCCCUGAAAAUGUCCCUGACCAGAAUGGCCUGGUGGAUAGUAGUACUGGUGUCAUAACAUCUGAGGAUCAUGCUGAGAAGACUGAUUGGUCUGAUUGGGAUCCAUUAAUUUCCUUUGAUGAUGCUCUGGACCCAGACUGGGAGCUUCCCAUUGAUGUUGAUGCAGUGGAUCCCAAACCAAAGGUGUUGAACCCAUAUUCUGAUAUCCUGGUGCAGCCGCCCCAGACUCAACAGCAUCAGCCAGUUCAAUCUGAAGAAUUUCGUCCCAGCCCUGAACCAUUAUCCACUGCACCUCCAACCAAACCCAGAAUGCGUUGGACACAAGAACUUCAUGAAGCCUUUGUGGAAGCUGUGAACCAGCUUGAUGGUAGUGAACGAGCUACUCCUAAGGGUAUUUUAAACCUCAUGAAAGUUGAAGGCUUGACAAUCUAUCAUGUAAAAAGCCAUUUACAGAAAUAUAGAACAGCCAGAUACAAACCGGAGUCAUCAGAAGGAGCUUGUGAGAAAGUUUCAACUCCGGUUGAAGAAACAAAUUCUCUAGACUUGAAAGCGAGUAUGGGGAUUACUGAAGCAUUGCGGUUGCAGGUGGAGCUCCAAAAGCGGCUUCACGAACAACUUGAGAACCAAAGAAAGUUGCAGUUGCAAAUUGAAGAACAAGGAAAGUACCUUGAAAAGAUGUUUGAGCAACAGAGAAAGAUGGAAGACAGCAGGGUGAAGGCCGCAUCAUCCACUGUGGAUGACCACGCUACUCCACCAUCAAAUCUUGUGUGUCCUUCCCUGGAGAGGAUAAACCAGAGACCUCCAAACAUGACCAUGAGAAAACACCAAUAA